Messenger RNA from Spea bombifrons (plains spadefoot toad), 1690 nucleotides. Its product is annotated as UDP-glucose 6-dehydrogenase-like. Lineage: Eukaryota; Metazoa; Chordata; Amphibia; Anura; Pelobatidae. The transcript is spliced from 12 exons. The record is from RefSeq and is a predicted model, not a curated record. Gene Ontology annotation, biological process: glycosaminoglycan biosynthetic process. Gene Ontology annotation, cellular component: nucleus; cytosol. Bases 69 to 1550 code for a protein of 493 amino acids. Gene Ontology annotation, molecular function: NAD binding; UDP-glucose 6-dehydrogenase activity.
AAGGAUUCUUGUGACCAGGAUAAGAAGCUAUUUUAUUUACUACCGAUCAGUCCGUCCCGAGAUUAAACAUGUUUCAGGUGAAGAACAUCUGCUGCAUUGGUGCCGGGUACGUGGGAGGUCCAACCUGUACCGUCAUAGCCCAGAUGUGUCCCGACGUCACGGUCACCGUGGUGGACAUCAACGAAGCCAGAAUCCAAGCUUGGAACUCGGAUAAACUCCCCAUCUACGAGCCUGGUCUCCAAGAAGUGGUGGAAUCUUGCAGGGGGAAGAACCUUUUCUUUUCAACCAACAUCCCCGAAGCCAUCAGAAAAGCCGACAUUAUCUUUAUUUCGGUCAAUACUCCCACAAAGACCUUUGGCAUGGGUAAGGGUCGGGCAGCUGACCUUAAAUACGUUGAAGCGUGUGCAAGGCAAAUUGCAGAGAUAGCUGAUGGAUACAAGAUAGUGGUAGAAAAGAGUACCGUACCAGUAAGAGCAGCAGAAAUUAUUCGACGGAUCUUCAAAACAAGCACCAAGCCCAGCCUUUCUUUCCAAGUUUUAUCUAACCCCGAGUUCUUGGCAGAAGGUACAGCCAUUGAAAACUUAAAGAACCCAGACAGAAUCCUUAUUGGAGGUGAUGACAACCCAGGAGGACAGGAGGCCAUUGCAACUCUCAGUGCCAUUUAUGAGCACUGGGUUCCCAAGAGCAAAAUUAUCACCACCAACACCUGGUCAUCUGAGCUUUCAAAGCUGGCAGCCAAUGCUUUCCUGGCUCAGCGAAUCAGCAGCAUUAACUCAAUCAGCGCUCUGUGCGAGAUCACAGGAGCCGAUGUUGGAGAGGUGGCACACGCCAUCGGUACGGAUCAACGCAUAGGACGGCCUUUCCUCCAAGCUAGUAUCGGUUUUGGAGGGAGCUGUUUCCAGAAGGAUAUUUUGAAUCUUAUCUACAUCUGUGAGACACUCAGUCUUCAUGAGGUGGCUAUGUAUUGGCAGCAGGUACUGGAAAUAAACGACUACCAGCGCCGAAGGUUUGCUUCUCGCAUCGUAAGCUGCCUCUUUAACACAGUAGCCGACAAGAAGCUUGCUGUUCUGGGAUUUUCCUUCAAGAAAGAUACUGGAGACACAAGAGAGUCCUCCAGUAUCUACGUGUGCAAAUAUUUGAUGGACGAAGGGGCCCAUCUAGCUAUAUACGAUCCAAAAGUAUCAAGAGAACAGAUUAUUCGCGACCUUUCUCACCCAACCAUAUCCGGAGACAAUCCAGAGCGAGUGUCAGAAUUGGUAUCUAUUGCAUCAGAGCCCUACGAAGCUUGUGAGAAUACACACGCUCUUUUAAUCUGUACCGAAUGGGAUCUUUUCAAGGAUCUGGACUACGAGAGAAUCUAUCAGAAAAUGUUAAAGCCCGCGUUUAUUUUUGACGGAAGGAGAGUAUUGGAUGGUUUACACAAGAAACUGCUGCAAAUUGGGUUCCAGGUGGAAACCAUUGGAAAGAAAGUAUACCCAAACACUACAGUAGCUCCUGUUUACAAUCCGAGACAGCAAGAUCCAACACCAGUGAAGAAAGUUAGAAUAUAACUUCUAUUGUGAGAACCUUCUUCCUUGGACAAAGUCAUUUUAUUGUUCCCAGUGGUAAUGCCAGGCUCCAUGUUGUAUUUUUCCCCAUGACCAAUGUAGCAGUCAGUAUUUUAGUGUGCUAGAAAAGAAAAGUUCUGCCA